CCCGCAGAGCGCAGAAUGUGGUCGCCGAACCGGCCCCGGCCCCGCGCGCCCUGCCACUGGGCGCUGGCGCUCCUGGUCCUGGGAGGUGCGGGACUGUGCCAGGCCGGCCCGCAGCCCGGGUACCCCGCGCGGCCCAGCGCCAGGAACAAGAACUGGUGCGCGUACAUCGUGAACAAGAACGUGAGCUGCUCGGUGCUGGAGGGAAGCGAGAGUUUUAUUCAGGCGCAGUACAACUGUCCCUGGAACCAGAUGCCUUGUCCGUCCGCGCUCGUGUACCGAGUGAACUUCAGACCGCGCUACGUCACCAGGUACAAGACAGUGACGCAGCUGGAGUGGAGAUGCUGCCCUGGCUUUCGAGGGGGAGACUGCCAAGAAGGUCCUAGGGACCCCGCGAGGACCCCGCGCCCCACGCCCACCCGGCCGCGGAACAGCAUGAAGAAAGCCACAGAUAAUGAGCCAACCCAGGUCUCGGCACCUAAGAAGAGUGUGUUGCCAACUCAAGCCACAGAACCCAGUCGGGCAGUGGAUCCAAAGCAGGGGCCCCAAGAACUUCAGGACAAGAAAAUCCAGGUGCUUGAGGAGAAGGUCCUGCGACUCACGAGGACAGUCCUUGACCUUCAGUCCUCCAUCGCCGGAACAGGUGAAAACCUCAAACAUGCCGUUCAGGAUGACGCCAGGAAAACACUGCAGCCCCUGGCUGUGCCCGACCGUGACAUUGCUGGGGAUACUGCAACAGCCCAAUUUCCCGGUGUCCCCAGUAGCAAGGACUCGGGCAUGAAGGACAUCAAGUCUGAACUGGCCGAAGUCAAAGACACUCUGAAGACCAAGAGUGACAAACUGGAAGAGCUGGACGGGAAAGUGAAGGGCUACGAGGGGCAACUCAAGCAGCUCCAAGAGGCUGCCCAGGGCCCCACGUUGACCAUGACCACCAACGAACUCUACCAAGCCUACGUGGACAGUAAGAUCGACGCCCUGAGGGAGGAACUGAUGGAGGGAAUGGACAGGAAGUUGGCUGACCUGAAGAACUCGUGUGAGUACAAGCUGGUUGGCCUCCAGCAGCAGUGCGAUGACUAUGGGAGCAGCUACCUGGGAGUGAUAGAGCUGAUAAGCGAGAAGGAAGCAAGCCUGAAGAAAGAAAUAAAUGACCUUCGAGGCCAGUUCCAGGGUCCUUCAGCACAGCCAAACUGCUGUGACGGUGAAAAGAAUGGUGACUUUGGUCAGCAGAUUAAGACGUUAGACCAGAAAAUCGAGAGAGUUGCUGAAGCCACCCGAAUGCUGAAUGGACGGAUGGACAAUGAGUUUGACCGUCUCGCAGUCCCGGAACCAGAUGUGGACUUCGAUGCACGGUGGAAUGAGCUAGACGCACGGAUCAAUGUGACAGAGAGGAAUGCUGAAGAGCACUGCUUUUACAUUGAAGAGACCCUUCGGGGGGCCAUUAACGGAGAGGUAGAUGACUUGAAACAACUUCUUGAUCAGAAAAUACACUCUCUGGAAGACCGUCUGGGGAGCGUUCUCCUCCAGGUGGCCAACACCAGUGAUGGAGAGUUCAUUCCCUCGGGGUCAGCGCUGCCGGGGGUGUCGGGACCAGGGAAUGAGCAGGUCCUGGUGGAGCUAAACCACCUAAAGGACAAAGUUCAAGUGGUCGAGGACAUCUGCCUGCAGAAUUUCCAGAGAGAGCCUCACGAGAUAGAAGACACUUUGCCAAAUGGAGAUGACCUCACGGUGGGGGCGAGCUGGAGCCUUUUGAAAUCUCUAAACGACACGAUGCACAGGAAAUUUCAAGAAACCGAACGCAGCAUCCAGAAACUUCAAGAGGAUUUCCAUUUUCUUUAUUCUCAGCUAAACCAAACAGGAAAUGACGUAACUCACCUUCGGGACGAAAUGAGCGAUUGUAGAGCAGGUAACAAUGCCGCAGCCGGGGGGCUUACCAAGGUGGGCGAGGCGGCAGGGGCAGAGGAGGGCGCCCUCCCGUCCCCCGAGGACUCCGUGGCUCCGUGCUGCGGCCCGCUGGAGGAGAGGUGGCAGAGGCUGCAGAGCCAGGUCUUCUCUGACUUGGACGUGUGCAAGGAGAGCACGCAGAGCGUCCAGAGGGAGGUGUCCGUGGUCGAGGGCCGGGUGUCUCACAUGGAGAAAACGUGCAGCAAACUGGACUCCAUCUCGGGGAGUCUUCAGAGGAUCAAGGAGGGGCUCAACAAGCAUGUCAGCGGCCUGUGGAGCUGUGUCCGGCAGAUGAACGGGACGCUCAGGUCGCACUCCAGAGACAUUUCCGGCCUGAAGAAUUCAGUCCAGCAGUUCUACAGCCACGUUUUCCAGAUUUCUACCGACUUGCAAGACCUGAUCAAAUUUCAGCCAUCAGCAACAGAGGAGCCCUCCGAAGCGCCCCAGACCCCAGAGCAGCCCUUGCUGACGGAGACCACCACGGAGCCCCCGCAGCUCAAGCUGACGCCCCCGCCACUGCCAAAGCCGAGCAGGCCCACGCCCCCCAAGGACCCUAAGCGGCGGCCGCACGUAGAGCAGCGGCCUGUCCUGCCCAAGCGGCCCUUGCAAGAGAUGCUGCCCCCGCCGGCCAAGCCUGGUUGGACUGGGCUGCCCUUCCUGCCUGGCUCCACUGGCGUCAUCAUGGAGACUGGAGAGGCCGGGCCUCCGGGGAGGAUGGGCGUGUCGGGCAGGGGUCUGCCCCAUGGGGUGGACGGCCAGACCCGGCUGGCACCCAUCCCCAGUGCUGAAGGCUAUGCGGGUGCCCCAGGGUACCCCAAGUCGCCUCCUGUGGCCUCCCCAGGGGUGCCGGUGCCGUCUCUGGUGUCUUUUUCCGCUGGGCUCACCCAGAAGCCUUUCCCCAGUGAUGGGGGUGUCGUCCUCUUCAACAAGGUGCUGGUGAACGACGGGGAUGUUUACAACCCCAACACCGGGAUCUUCACGGCUCCAUACGAUGGGCGCUACCUGAUCACUGCCACCCUCACUCCCGAGAGGGAUGCCUACGUGGAAGCAGUCCUGUCGGUGUCCAAUGCCAGUGUGGCCCAGCUGCACACAGCUGGGUACAAGAGAGAGUUCCUGGAGUACCACCGGCCCCCAGGGGCCCUGCACACCUGUGGGGGCCCAGGGGCCUUCCACCUCAUCGUGCACCUGAAGGCAGGAGACGGGGUCAAUGUGGUGGUGACCGGGGGCAGGUUAGCCCACACGGACUUUGAUGAAAUGUACUCCACAUUCAGUGGGGUUUUCUUAUAUCCUUUCCUUUCCCCCCUUUAGGGUGGCUGGGGACAGAUAAGGGGAAAGUAGUUGUAAAAACUCUGAAGCCUUAAUAUAUUCUGUUUAUGUAUGUAACUGGAGCACUGGUCUAGAUCUUUCUAUGUCCCACCGUCUGCCCCCAAGAUAAAGGCCUUACCUCACUGUCAAGGUCACCAGCCCUUCCAGGUUCCAGGCACGCAGCGAGGAGCAAACUCAUGGCGAAUGUGGGCGCUGAUUUUUCUGUCACUGUAACUGCACAACUGGAAGGCUUGGAAAGGUCCCCGUGCUGGAAGCCGGUUCCUCCUCUUGUGUCUUUGUGGCCUCCAUCUCAUUCCGAGGGUUCCUGGGCUGAACCCACACGGUGCUAACCACUGAGGCUCACGCUGCUCCCUAUAGAGCCAAGCCGUAGGAUCUGUCCUGCUGAUGGAGGAAGAGCUGCUGCAUGGAGGCUGGUCGCCUGUCCUUCGCCGGAGCGUCACACCACAGCCAGCUGUCUGUAUUCACACUGUGCACAGGAGAGAAGUGUAAACACUGAAAUGCUGAAGUGGUCUGAGCCACCACCCAGAGACCUAGCGUUUCCACUUGGGGCUCUUCCAUGCCUGAGUCACCAUUGCUGCCAGGGACUUAUCCCUGCUCACCUGGGCCUUGGUCCAGCUACAAAGGGCGAUGGAUGCACUUGAGACUGUUUAUGAAGCUUAAUGGGCUCCUUAAAUGACAUGUACAGUUGAAGUGCAAUGACAGGGAGUGCCAAUAAAGAUGUAAAACCUC
Messenger RNA from Lepus europaeus (European hare), 3993 nucleotides. It is a transcript of the gene EMILIN2, whose product is annotated as elastin microfibril interfacer 2. The record is from RefSeq and is a predicted model, not a curated record. NCBI's taxonomy places the organism in Eukaryota, Metazoa, Chordata, Mammalia, Lagomorpha, Leporidae. The transcript is spliced from 8 exons. The coding region runs from base 16 to 3246 and encodes 1076 amino acids. Gene Ontology annotation, molecular function: protein binding.